This is a messenger RNA of Hydatigera taeniaeformis, 2808 nucleotides long. The record is from the annotation of a GenBank genome assembly. NCBI's taxonomy places the organism in Eukaryota, Metazoa, Platyhelminthes, Cestoda, Cyclophyllidea, Taeniidae.
AUGCUGCAAGACCAAAUUAUGGAUAAUGCGGCUUACACGUCAAACUUUGGUAGCUCCAACCAACCUUAUCCCUACAUGCCUGCCGCCCCAUCGCGUCAUUCCGAUCGACCAAGACCAUCAAGUGCUCGUGAUCCAGUGUAUGCUGAUCUACUAGAAGGAUCGUUAUAUAACCAAAGAGGAACACCACAGAUUAAACCGCAACAGUUUAUCAACUCUCCUUAUGAUGGGCGUGCUGCAUCGGUUGACCGAGGGCCAAAUUACCAAGGGGGAAGCCGAAGCUAUUAUUCCAAUUCGGUCCAACGCUACAAUCGAAAUGUUUAUCCCCCUGGGUACCCAUACGGUCAGAAUCCCUCCUACCAGCCAUCGGUUUCACUUUUUUCGGCAGCUCAAACAAGUGGACAUCGUCGAGCACAAUCGUAUGACAUGAACCUGGAAAGACAGGGUCUCUACGAAUACAACAGCGCUUUGACAUCCUCUGGCAUUGGGACUAACCAUGGUCCAUACAGCAUGUAUGGGAAUACAGGAAGUGGAAGAGUCGAUGGGUUAGGAGCGGGUGUUUCGUUAUUAACCCCAGUUGCUGGUUUUAAUAACCCAGGUGGAGGAGUAGCCAACUAUGGCGGAUAUGGCGGUAUUGGCAACAGUUCAGGAGUAGCGACAUUGUCAAACAGCGUAGAUGUAGUAAAUAUCCAACGUGAAUGUGUGAGACUUCAUCAGGAACUCGAUGUAACCAGAGAAAAGUUAAAUGCAUGCAUGACAAGCAUCCGUACAUUCUGGAGUCCAGAGCUUAAAAGGGAGCGAGCUAUGAGAAAAGAGGAGAAUGCAAAGUAUGCUAUCCUUGCCGAUCAUCUCCACCAACUACAGUUGGAAAAGCAGACAAUGCUGCAGGCCUUGCACAAUUCUGAUGCCGAGUUGCGAAGAGAGCGUGAGAAGAAUGCCUCACGUUUCAAAGUGGGACCAGAUGGUAACGAAGUCAACGAGUACGAAGUGAUGAGACGGCGCAUAGACGAGUUGACUUGCGAGAAUUGCCUAUUAAGUAAAUCAAUUGAGGAAGCGGAGAAGCGAGCCUCAAGUCUGCAGGCCAGCCUGAUGACCACCGAGGAGAGCUUGCGUAGGCUGGUAGAAGCUGUCAAGUCGGGAAAGGCCGUUGCCGCUCAACAACAGUCAGGGCAACAACAGCAACAACAACAACAAAUUGGGGGCGGUGGCAAAAUGGAGCAGGCAUCAACUCCGGUCGGGGACUCUAGUCUAGCCGGUAUUCGUAUCGACCGCCUUGAAUCUGAUAGAAAUGAGAUUGAAAGGCUUCGGGAGCAGCUAAAUGAGGCCUUUCAUAGAGAAAGUGAAGCCGAAAAAGCUCUUGUCGAGUGCGAGAUGGCGAGAAAUCAGCUUAAGGACGAACUAGACGGUGUAUCACAAGAACUGGACACAGUGAAGCACGAAAAUGAGGGUCUCCGUCUAAAUAUCCGUGAAGUUCAGACCCUUCAAGCAAUUGUGGAUACGAAGGAGUCUAAAAUAUUGACGUUGGAGAAUGAAAUCCGCCUCUUGGAAGAUGAAAUCGCCCGACUCCGAGACGAGGGGAUUGCUACGCCAACAACAUCAUUAAGCAGUGGUAUUGAAGAUGUGGAUCGAACCUUGAACACGUUCCGAAGUAACGAGCGUCUCCUUAAGUCAAAGGUUGAAUUCCUUACAAGUGAACUCUCAAAGCGUGAUAACGAAAUCUAUGCCUUACAAUCACGUUUGGAAAUGGCGGAAAAGCAACAGCAAGAUCAGAACCACCACAUCAAUGUGCUGAAAGAGCAAGUCAAGGCCCGAGAGAACAAGGUGUCUAUGCUCACUGCUGAUAUUGAGGACUUCCGAAAACGCCUGAAAGAGAAGGAGGGGCUGUUGGAAAAGAAGACGAAAUUGGUGGCAAACAACGCCACGGGAAAACGGCAACUGGAAACGGAAUUAGCGGAGUUGAAGGAUCAAGUCGAUUUAAAGGAGAGAAAAAUUUCACUACUUCAACGCAAGGUUGAAAAUUUGGAAGAAAUGGUGACGGAAAAAGAAACUCAACUAGCUAGUGUAAAAUCGAGGCUCUCGCGUCUAAGCAGCGAGAAAACCGGUACAGAAGGUCCGAAGGCCAAUUUAGAAGACACUUUGAAGGAGAAGGAUAGGCAAAUUGAAAGAUUGAAGGAAGCACGAGAACGCAAUGAAGCAGAGUGGGCGGAGGAGGCGGAGGGCCAACGGCGCGUACAAUCAGAGCUGCGAGGCCGGUUGGAUACUGCAUUGAGAGACUUAGACGAAAAGAGUGCCCAACUUAGUGAGGCACGUGAAGAGGUGGCACAGCUGCGCAGUUCCCGCUACAAGCGAGAUACCGAAGUGGGUCAGUUACAGGCCCAGCUGCGUCAACGUGAUGCAGAGAUGUCUGCCCUCCAGCUGGAGAAACAGAUGCUGCAUAAACAAGUGACAAACGAGACGGAAAUGAAGUAUUCCAAGACAGUUGCUGAAUUGGAGUCCCAGGUAAAUCACUACAUGGAAUCAGCUUCGAAGUUGCAGAGCGAGGUCGAUCGACUUCUCAACAUGAUUCGCACCUCCGAUUCUGACAAACUUGACAAGGACAAUCAGAUUCACGAGCUUGAGGAACAACUGCAUGAGGCCCAAAAUCAGAUUGGAAGCCUCAAAAGGUCUCAACAGGCGGAUCGGAAGAAGAACACACAAAUGCUGGAUGAAGCUCGUCAGAGAGCUGAUGCAAUUCAAAGCGAUGCCGAAAUGCUUAAGAAUCUGAGUUCAUCAAAAGCCUAUGACACAACACUUCUCUUCCUCCAGGGCUGA